AUGUCUGAGAUUUCACGCUCUAUUGCUGUCUUGUUAAGUUUGGGGUUUUGGGCUUUUUGCAGAGCGCAGUCUCGCCCUCUGCCUGAGGCUGCUGCUUUCAUGCAGGAGAGGCAUCAGCUGUGGAUGAGAAGACAUGGAAGAGUGUACACGGACAGCGCAGAGGGAGAGAUGCGUUUUAAGAUAUUCAGAGAUAACGUGGGGUUCAUAGAAGCUUUUAAUAGGGAUGGGAGUUGGGGAUACAAGCUGGGGGUGAAUGAGUUUGCAGACCAAACUAAUGAGGAAUUCCAGGCAUCCCGUAAUGGGUAUAAGAUGUUGUCUCGGUUAGGAACGACGUCAUUUAGGCAUGAAAAUGUUAGUGCAGUUCCACUGGGUGUGGACUGGAGGGAGAAAGGAGUUGUUACCCCAGUCAAGGAUCAAGGCCAAUGUGGAAGCUGCUGGGCAUUUUCUGCAGUGGCAGCAAUGGAAGGGAUAAACCAACUUACAACUGGUAAAUUAAUCUCACUGUCCGAGCAAGAACUCCUGGACUGUGACACCAGCGGCGAAGACAAAGGUUGCAAUGGUGGUUACAUGGACAAUGCAUUUGAAUUUAUAUUGCACAACCAAGGCCUGACCACUGAAUCAAAUUACCCCUACGAGGGAGUGGAAGGAACAUGCAACGCGAAGAAGGCAGCCUCCCGCACUGCGAUGAUCAGCGGCUAUGAAGACGUGCCCACCAACGAUGAGAACGCACUAGUGAAGGCAGUGGCCAAACAACCAGUGUCCGUCGCCAUUGAUGCCGGCGGACAUGCCAUCCAGUUUUACUCAAGCGGCGUGUUCACAGGUCGCUGUGGAACCAAAUUGAACCAUGCAGUGACUGUAGUUGGAUAUGGAAAAAGUGAUGAUGGUACAAAAUAUUGGUUGGUGAAGAAUUCUUGGGGCUACGGAUGGGGUGAGGAUGGCUAUAUAAGAAUGCAAAGAGAUGUUAAUGCCAAAAAGGGCCUUUGUGGCAUUGCUAUGGAUGCCUCUUAUCCCAUUGCUUGA
This is a messenger RNA of Malania oleifera, 1020 nucleotides long. Its product is annotated as ervatamin-B-like. Gene Ontology annotation, molecular function: cysteine-type endopeptidase activity. The record is from RefSeq and is a predicted model, not a curated record. The transcript is spliced from 3 exons. Gene Ontology annotation, cellular component: lysosome. Lineage: Eukaryota; Viridiplantae; Streptophyta; Magnoliopsida; Santalales; Ximeniaceae. The coding region runs from base 1 to 1020 and encodes 339 amino acids.